Messenger RNA from Colletotrichum higginsianum IMI 349063, 1086 nucleotides. RefSeq names its product Nucleoside-diphosphate-sugar epimerase. The record is from RefSeq and is a predicted model, not a curated record. Lineage: Eukaryota; Fungi; Ascomycota; Sordariomycetes; Glomerellales; Glomerellaceae. The transcript has a single exon. The coding region runs from base 1 to 1086 and encodes 361 amino acids.
AUGCCUGCACAAGCAAUUCCAGUAAACAUACUUCUAAUCGGAGCGUCCGGUUAUAUCGGCGGCUCCGUCCUGGCUCAUCUUUGCUCCCGUCCGAACAAUGCCGGCCUUCACAUUUCGGCACUUGUGCGCAAACCGGCGGAUUCGGACGCCAUCAAGAGCUCGUAUCCCCAGGUAGAAACAGUCCUGGGCGAUCUUGGCGAUGAAAGGCUUCUCUACGAUGCGGCUGCGGGGUCAGAUGUUGUGAUUUACGCGGCGCGAAACACCCAAGAAGGCGUCGAGCCUCUCAUGUCAGGGCUCGCUGGUGAGGCGAGGAAUGGUCUCGAGAGCUCUCAGGAGCAAGCUUCAAGAAAUCGCCCUGCACUUUUCAUCAUGCUCAGUGCCAUCAUAUCUCUCGCGGAUCCAAAGAACCUUCGCCUCGGCGAACCUCCUUUGGACUCCAGCAAGGCUAUGAGCGACGUGGAAGACAGGAACGCCAUCAUGAGCCUCCCAGAAUACCACUGGCAUGUAGCACAAGAACGGGUUUUCAUCCGUCUCGCAGCAGAGAAGGGCCGGGGCAUCAUCACGCCGGUUGUGAUGAGCCUUCCAUUUACCGUGGGCAACGGGACAGGCCCGGUCCGGACCCGGGGCUUCGUGCACGACUACGCCAAGGCUUUGCUCCACCGCCCGGGCAAGAAGCCCUUCGUUAUGGGCCAGGGACGCAAUGCUUGGAGCUGGAGCUCACCGCGCGACUUGGCCGCAGCCGUGGUGUUUGUGAUGGACUGGUGGAAGGGAAACCCGAAUGACAACGACCUCCAAGGCUACAUCUAUGCCGAGUCUGGGCAACUGGAAAUGCGCAAGUUAGCCCGCUACGUGGGUCAGGUUUCCGGUUCCGUUUCUGCCGGACAAGAGGAAGAGCCCAGCACAUCGUCGGAUGGGUGCGAAUCGCUGCAGUAUCCCCAGUUCGCGGAACUCAUGCCGGAGCUGCCUGGGCUUUGGGGUGUCAGCGCAGUGUGCCAGGCUGAUAAAUUGAGGAGCAAGGGGUGGAAGCCUAUGGCAACCAGCUGGGAGCCGCUUGUGGACGAAGUUGUCAGGUCUUCGUGUGUCUAA